This is a messenger RNA of Medioppia subpectinata, 3945 nucleotides long. The record is from the annotation of a GenBank genome assembly. NCBI's taxonomy places the organism in Eukaryota, Metazoa, Arthropoda, Arachnida, Sarcoptiformes, Oppiidae.
CUUUUAUUGAGACAUUUCAACCAAAAAGCGUUCAUUUCUUACAGUUAUUCAAACCAUCGCUUUUCGAUUCACUUCUCUAUUCAUAUAACCAUUGAUUUGAAUACUAAUCCAGUUUUGGUUGGCAUUGCAUUCACCGCUCAAUCCAUUCAUUGAACCCAAAGUCGUCUUUUGAUUGCCUUUUGAAGGACGAGAUGAGCGACGAAGUGAACCAAAACGAGUUGUCGCCCGAAGAGUUGAGACGAAAACGAUUGGCGCGUUUGGAUGGCUCGCAAUCAGCCGAUCCGUUGAGUCCACACAUCUCUGGCAUCAAUGAGAACGAAGACACGACAACCAAUCAAUGCAUCGAUGACUCCGUUAUUCUUCCAAAGACUGGAUCUCAAGAGAACUCUGAAGACAUAAAGUGUAGUGAAGACGAGAAUGCGUUAAAUAAAUGCGCAAACAAUGAGAAUGUAAUGAAAAUACCGUCCAAUCCAUUGAAAGACAUCGAAAACAAAAGCGGAUUAUUGUCUGAGAACUCGAUCUCCGGUUCGGAGUCGUACUCGAAGUUAAUGGAAGUGGACGUGGAUUGCGAUGACAUGAAGGCUGACAUCAAUCACAUGCAAAUCGACGACAACGAGAAGAGAGAGUCAUUGAAGCGUCCGCUCGAACACAACGACUUGAUCGAGACGUUAACGGCUCAUGUGGUGAGCGAUCAUUUGGUCCCAUUAGCGCCUUCUUUGGAUCAGUUAAGGCUAACUAUGAUUUCUCGUGUAUUGGCUGUGAAUUGGCAACAAAACGAAGAGACAAACGAUAUGUUUGUUAUAGAAUUGGAUAAAUCGAUAGACGAAACAAAUGUCGCAAAUUUGGUUCAAACUAUUUUAAUGGAAGUGAUUUCCCAAAUGAUUAACUCUUGUGAUUACGAAAGCGCUCUCAAAAUAUACAACGCUUUAAAGGGACAAAGAAGUAGCGCUCAAAACGGAGUGAUUGCCGAUCAUAACUAUCAUAACUACUCAUUAUAUGUGAAACAAUUAUUCAAAACCAAAGACAAGUCAGUUUUGGUAUUUGUCUAUCUAUUGGACACUUAUGUACGCGUAUUGUCCGAAGAGAAGAGCGCACCAAACUUUUCAGGUGAUCCCUCACUGCCUCAACUCUUAGCAGAUAUUCAGUCUCAAUGCAUACACUUCUCGUCUCUAUUGUUGACAAAUUCAUUGACAACACAUCCAUCGACGCCUCAAACCUAUACAUCAAUUUUGGCUCAAUCUUUAUUGGAUCAGUCGCUGCCAAACGGAUUCAUGUCAUCACUAGUUUGCAGUACUUAUACGACAAACAAACUUACAUUUAAAGCAAUUUUUAUUCCACUUUUGCAAUAUUUAUGGCAAGAAAUGCAAAACAUUUGCAGUUUAGCCAAUUCUGAAUCCACUUAUAAGCCCCCACUUCAGGCCUUAUACGAGUUGACUCUAAUCACUAUUAAUGGCAAAAAUGUUCGUCCAAUUUGUCAAUUGAUUACAGAACUCCAGAUCUGGUCACCGGAACCUCUAAGUGAUGCAAUCGGUAAAGAAUUUUCUCGAUUCUCAUUCUUGGCUCCAUUUCUACGACUUUCGGUGUUCGCUGAGGACGACAGCAAAGUUGUCGAUAAAUUCUUCGCGAACCCAAAAACAAGUGCUGAGAAUACAAAACAAAACAACGGAGAACUUCAACACCAAUUAGAGUACAUUAGGAAAGAGUUAUUGUUUCCCACAUUUCACGCACUAUUAGUUAACGCCAAUAGUCGUGAAAGUACUCUGAAGUACAUAAGCGAAGGCUUGCGUCGGAAUAAAGAGCGAUCGCAACUACAAUCAGACGAACGGCUCGUCUCAGGCGAUGGAUAUCUAUUCAAUUUAGUAUCUGUUCUUCAAUUUCUUUCGGUGAAAAUAAAACGCGAGAAAAUCGAGCCGUUAUAUCAGUUCCAUCCGAAGACUUUGGUUCUGCUUCGCAAAGACGAGUCAAGAAUUAAGUUCACGUCGACUGAAGCGGAAGAAUGGUUGUCGCGAUUGAACGCCAACGAAGAGCACGCCUGGUCUGAGGCCAACUUCAACUCCCAGUGCUUUUUCUUAGCCCUUCACUGCCAUCACAUAAGUGUCAUCCCGUGUCAGAGGAAAUACGUGCGAAGAAUUCGAGCCAUUCGUGAACUGACGCGAUAUAUCGAAGAACUGAAUCAAAGUUCUUCUUUGUUGCCAUAUUUGCCGCCGAAUCACGCGAACAAAAUCCGAAGACUGAGGGAACAGGUGUUGAAACUGACAAAAGCCAAGGCGUGCGCCGAAUGCGGUCUAAUUGAUGAGCGAUUUUUGGGCCGUUGUCUCGCGUUUUACAACCAAUUUAUUGGUCUCUUAUUGAAAUCAAUUGAUUGUGGAGACCACUCAACCAUAGUUCUACCGCUGCCUCAAAAUGUUCCCGAAAUGUUUGCCUCAUAUCCCGAGUGGUAUAUCGAAGACAUCGCAGAAUUCUUGCUGUUUGUGAUCCAAUACUGUCCGCAAAUUCUGGACUCACAUAAUAUCAAUUACGACGACCUUAACUCUCAAGACCUGAUUGUUUUCAUAAUUAUAAUGAUAUGUUCUCCGCAUUAUAUAUCAAACCCUUAUUUGACGGCAAAGUUCAUAGAAGUGAUGUUUGUGUCGAGUCCUAUACUACACAACUACACGCAAGAGUUUUACGUCCAGGUGUUGUCCCAUUCAUUAGCUGAGCUUCAUUUGGCGCGUUCUCUCAUGAAGUUCUACACAGAUAUCGAGUCGACCGGAGCCUCGAGUGAGUUCUACGACAAGUUCUCCAUCCGAUACCACAUUAGCAUUAUAUUCAAGUCGUUGUGGACGCACGCCAUCCAUAAGAUGGCCAUAAUUAAAGAGUCCAAUUCUGGCAAACAAUUCAUUAAAUUCAUUAAUAUGUUGAUGAAUGACACCACUUAUCUGUUGGAUGAGAGCCUUCAAAGUCUUAAACGCAUUCAUGAGGUGCAGGAAGAGAUGAGUGACGCCGACAAGUGGAACAAACAGACCCGCGAACACCAGACCGCACGGCAACGUUCGCUGGCCAAUGACGAGCGCCAGUGCCGUUCAUACUUGACUUUGGCCACAGAGACCGUUGAGAUGUUGCACUACUUGACUGAAUCAAUACGCGACCCAUUCAUGAAACCCGAAUUGGUGGACCGUUUGGCAGCGAUGUUGAACUCAAAUCUUGAGCAACUGUGUGGUACAAAGUGCAAAGAUCUGAAAGUAACAAAUCCUGAGAAGUAUGGUUGGGAUCCCAAACAUCUAUUGAAUCAGUUGACAGACAUCUAUAUUCAUCUGAACUGUGAUCAAUUUGCUCACGCCAUUGCUUCGGAUGAGCGCUCGUAUAAUAAGGCUCUGUUUGAAGACGCGCUGAUUCGUAUGGAAAGAGUGCUAAAUAAGGGUCAGCACAAAAUCGAUGAAUUUACAUGUUUAGCGCAAAACGUGGAAAAAAUCCUUGAAAGUAAACUCAAAUUCGAAAGCGAAGACUGGAGUGAAGUGCCCAAUGAAUACAAAGACCCUGUGAUGGACACCUUAAUGGAAGAUCCGGUCAUUUUGCCCACCAGUGGACAUAUUAUGGAUCGGAGUAUAAUUGCCAGACAUCUAUUGAACUCAAGUACGGAUCCGUUCAACAGACAGCAUCUAACCGAAGACAUGCUUACACCAGCGACUGAACUGAAAGACGAAAUUCAAAAGUGGAAGACCACUCGACUGGAGGCAACUGCAGCACAACCAGCACUUCAUGAUGACAAUCAAUGAUUUACUUCUAAAUGUUUUCUAUUGGUCUUAAGUUUAUUGUCUAAAAGUCAUUAGAAUUUAAUACAAUCAAUGAAAACCAAUUUUGCGAACAUUUACUGUUUUAAAACUUUAAACUCUACAGAGUUUUACAAAUAUACUAAUUAUUUAUAUUUAUAUAUCAAUAAAAUAUAGUUUAGUUUAACAGAAAUAA